Molecule: messenger RNA, 4579 nt
Organism: Oncorhynchus nerka (sockeye salmon)
Lineage: Eukaryota; Metazoa; Chordata; Actinopteri; Salmoniformes; Salmonidae
Gene: tekt3
Product: tektin 3
Exons: 8
Coding region: 101-1579 (492 amino acids)
Biological process (GO): cilium movement involved in cell motility; cilium assembly
Cellular component (GO): microtubule cytoskeleton; nucleus; sperm flagellum
Source: RefSeq, a predicted model, not a curated record
GACCGGUCGAGGUGAGCCUGUGUGUCGUUAGCGCUGGGUGUCGGGGAAACCUUUGUCUAUUCACGUGAGAAAAGAAGAGCCCUGAGAAGAAGAGCGACAAAUGGAGCUAAUGGGAUCCACCUUGACGGCGGAGUACACCCGACCCAAAACCAGCCAAUACUUCCCAGCCAUCUCCAACAUGGUGUCCUCCUACCGGAGCAACCAGCCUGUGCUGGCCAUGAACCCCAGUGCCAACCAGCCCUGGAGGACUAACGCCUACUACCGCACAGGCAGCGCUGCCGCCAUCCCCUCCCUCUCCUCCAUCCAGAGGGAGAACCUAGGCUUCGACCUGGUCCGGGCCAAGACCAUGUUCUACCCGUCAAACCGGUCAGCCAUGAUCACCCGCUACACCCCAGACGACUGGUACAAGUCCAACCAGAGCAACUACCGUGAGUCGGAGUCGUCCAGGAACAGUGCGGAGCGGCUGAGGAGGGAUACCAUCAGGUUGAUGCAGGAUAAAGAGCAGCUGACAAGGAGGACCCAGGAGACCACCAGUAAGAACAUCGGUGAACGCCUCAACGACAUCAGUUUCUGGAGGUCAGAGUUGAACCAUGAGAUAGACAACAUGGUGAGCGAGAUCAUGGCCCUCACUGAGGUGAAGAGAAGGCUGGAGAGGGCCCUGCAGGAGACCGAGGGGCCUCUGCAGGUGUCCCAAGAAUGCCUGUAUCACAGAGAGAAGCGAAUGUCCAUUGAUCUGGUUCACGACAACGUGGAGAAAGAUCUCAUAAGGGAAGUGGAGACCAUUAAGUCAUGCCAGGAGAGGAUGAGGAGACAUCUAGACAAAGCCAUCGCUCAACUAGCGUCAAACCGAGCAGCUCAGCAUGAGCUGGAGAGAGACCUCAGUGACAAGGUGACAGCCCAGAGAAUAGACAAUAGGUGUCACCAUCUCAGGAAUGCGUCAGACGGGAUCAGCUACUACAGAGGGAUCGAGAGACUGGACCCAUCGCUCUCCCUGCCCGACUCGUGGUCAAAGUUCACGGAUGACAACAUCCUUCACUCCCAGAGCGAGCGGGCGGCUUCCCACAAGCUGCGUGAUGUUAUUGAGAUCCUGCUGAACGUCACGUCCAAUGAGAUGUGGAAACAUUUCAACACGGUCAACGUGGCCUUCACCAACCGCAUGUCAGAGACCGCCGAUGCCAAGAACAGCCUGCAGACACACCUGGCUAAGACCCUCCAGGAAAUCUUCCAGACAGAGAUGCUGAUAGAGAGCCUGAAGAAGGCUCUGAGGGACAAGGAAUGCCCCCUGAAGGUGGCCCAGACCAGGCUGGACGAGAGGACACGCAGGCCCAACGUGGAGCUCUGCAGGGACAACCCACACCACAGACUGGUGGGAGAAGUGAGGGAGAUAGAGGACACCAUCCACAAGCUGCGUGAGAGACUGAUGGAGGCAGAGAACACCCUGCAGAAGCUGGUGAAGACCAAGUCUGCCCUGGAGCAUGACCUCUCCAUCAAGGCUAACUCCUUGUUCCUGGAUCAGGAGAAGUGCAUGGGCAUAAGGAAGAGCUUCCCCAGCACCCCACGCCUGGUGGGAUACACCUAAAGCCAUCACAUACAGUGCAUUCGGAAAGUAUUCAGACCCCUUGACUUUUACAGCCUUAUUCUAAAAUUGAUUAAAUGUUUUUUCCCUCAUCAAUCUACACACAAUAUCCCAUAAUGACAAAGCAGAUUUUUUUAUUUUUUUUCUAAUUUAUCAAAAACAAAAACUGAAAUAUCACAUUUACAAAAGUAUUCAGACCCAGCCUUGAAUCUCCUUGGUUAUGAUGCUACAAGCUUGGCACAGCUGUAUUUGGGGAGUUUCUUCUAUUCUUCUCAGCAGAUAAUCUCAAACUCUGUCAGAUUGGAUGGGGAGCGUCGUUGCACAGCAAUUUUCAGGUCUCUCCAGAGAUGUUAGAUUGGGUUCAAGUCCCUGCUCUUGCUGGGUCACUCAAGAACAUUCAGAGACUUGUCCCGAAGCUUCUCCUGCAUUGUCUUGGCUGUGUGCUUAGAGUUGUUGUCUUGUUGGAAAGUGAAUCUUCGCCCCAUUCUGAGGUCCUGAGGACUGGAGCAGGUUUUCAUCAAUGCUCUCUCUGUACUUUGCUUUUUUGUUAAUCUUUCCCUCUAUCUUUACUAGUCUCCCAGUCCUUGCCACUGAAAAACAUCCCCACAGCAUGAUGCUGCCACCACCAUACUUCACCGUAGGGACGGCACCAGGUUUAAUUCAGAUGUGACGCUUGGCAUUCAGGUCAAAGAGUUCAAUCUUGGUUUCAUCAGACUAGAGAAUCUUGUUUCUCAUAGUCAGAGUACUUUAGGUGCCUUUUGGCAAAUUCCAAGAGGGGUGUCGUGCCUUUUAAUGAGUAGUGGCUUCCCGUCUGGCCACUCUACCAUAAAGGCCUGAUUGUUGCUGCAGAGAUGGUUGUCCUUCUGGAAGGUUCUCCCAUCUCCACAGAGGAACUCUGGAGCUCUGUCAGAGUGACCAUAGAGUUCUUGGUCACCUCCCUGACAUAGGCCCUUCUCCCCCAAUUGCUCAGUUUGGCCAGGUGGACAGCUUUAGAAAGAGUCCUGGUGGUUCCAAACUUCUUCCAUUUAAGAAUAAUGGAGGCCACUGUGUUCUUGGGGACUUUCAAUGCUGCAGAAAUGUUUUGGUACCCUUCCCUAGAUCUGUGCCUCGACACAAUCCUGUCUCGGAGCUCCACUGACAUUUUCUUCGACCCCCUAGAUCUGUGCCUCGACACAAUCCUGUCUCGGAGCUCCACUGACAUUUUCUUCGACCUUAUGGCUUGGUUUUUGCACUGACAUGCACUGUCAACUGUGGGACCUUAUAUAGACAGGUGUGUGCCUUUGCAAAUCAUGUCCAAUCAAUUGAAUUUACCACAGGUGGACUCCAAUCAAGUUGUAGAACCAUCUCAAGGAUAAUCAAUGUAAACAGGGUGCACCUGAGCUCAAUGUCAAGUCUCUUAGCAAAUAGUCUGAAUACUUAUGUAAAUAAGGAAUUUCUGAAAACCUGUUUUCACUUCGUAAUUAUGGGGUAUUGUGUGUAGAUUGAUGAGGAAAACAUUUAAUACAUUUUAGAAUAAGGCUGUAUACAUUUUAGAAUAACGUAACAAUGUGGAAAAAGGGAAGGGGUCUGAAUACCUCCCGAAUGCACUGUACAUGUAUACCACAGGAGGUUGGUGGUACCUUAAUUGAGGAGGACGGGCUCGUGGUAAUGAAUGGAGCGGAAUUGGUGGAAUGGUAUCAAAUAAACCCAACACGUGGUUUCCAUGUUUUUGAUGCCAUUCCAUUUGCUCCGUUCCAGACAUUAUUAUGAGCCGUCCUCCCCUCAGCAUUCUCCACUUAUGUAUACUAUAAGAGUGGUAGGCUACACUUGGGCAAUGACGAAGUACUGUAUACACUAACUAAGGCCCAGAAUGUUUCCUGGUCAAGAGCAUUGCACAAGGGAAAACUCCUGGAUCCUAUAGCAAUGAGCAUCAUAUAGGGAUAGGGAAACGCAUAUCCUUUCCAUGCUAUUGUACCGACCUGACCUGUACUAUUCUGGCUCCGCUUCUCACAUUUUCCUUUCUAGCAUGGUUCCAGCCAAGCCAAUCUGCGCUAUACUGCUCUGGCCUGGUUCUUCCUAUGCUGAGGAACCAGACCAGAGCAGUAAUAGUCAGAUGGGCGUGGCUUGGCAAUAGAGAAUGAUAGAGGACUCUAGUGCACAAAAGCUUGAUUUAGCAUGAGCACCGCCAUUGAGGACGUUCACCAUUUGGGUGUCAUCAACUGGGUGUGACUUCCUUUAGGUUAAGGAAUGAUUAAAUAAUUUUGUCCAGGUCAUCAGGAGAGAUCAGCCGAUUAAUUUUACUUGUGAGUAAACAUUCCAUGACUGCAGGUGGCAGUAAAUCGCUAACUUGGCUUUAUACCUUUUCAAACAACACACUACUGGUGGCAGUAUAUGCCCUUUCAGUUUGUUUGCCAACUCAUAUAUGUAGUAGAAGAAAAACAUUGACUACUUCCAAAAUGUAGAUAGCCUCAAUGGCGCAUGCUCUAACAUAUGCCAUAAUGGGACAGAUACAAUGGUGUGAUUUCUAUCUAAGUCUAUGGUGGAACAUUAUCACAACAAUAUAUUAUCAGGUCAGGGACUCAGGUUAGGGGACAAGCCCUAUUGGUCUGACAGUCCAUGGAAACCAAACAGUGGUUCUGGGCGAGCAGCAGAUGUGGCAGUAAUCUCCAAACAAACACACAGGAUUAGCUCCUGUAGCAGAGAGGCUAGAACAAAUAUAUUGGCCUCUGGAGGGUUACUUAGUCAACCUCUGAUCUGUCAGAGUCAAUAACUAGCCUGGAUGAUACCUUUGUGAGCCAUUGACACUCACUGGUGGUGGUUUUACUACUGUUUGAAAGAAAGCUCAGGCCCUGGAAAGACACUAAAAGUUCAAGUGAAACUGACACUGGCCAUUUUUUUAAUUACUUCCAGGCUGCUUGGUAUACCAUUAUUUUUAAACCAUUCAGUGAGUGAGAUUUAUUGUAUUGUCAACUUAAUUUAGUAUUUGAUUGCCUUUACUGGUGGUAUAUAAAUAAUUUGACACAA